AUGUGUGAAAGUCACGGUCAUUGUGAACAUGCACAUGUCGUGGAAGAUGCAGCCGAUAUGUAUAAUCUCUAUAAGUUUAUUGACAUAGAAAAUUUGGUAUGUCUUAAUGAGAGUGUUCCAGAUUCUGGGAAGAAAGUCUUUAAACCAUUUGAGGAAAGAAAGGAUUCAAGUACCUUUGUGGAAAGUGAUGCCGAUGAGGAGCUUUUAUUUAACAUACCUUUUACCGGUUCAGUAAAGUUGAAAGGCAUAAUUAUUGCCGGUGAGAACGGCGAUACUCAUCCAUCAUCGGUUGCCAUUUACAAGAAUAGGCCGUUUAUGACAUUCGGUGACACUGAAGCUGAGGCUGAUCAGUGCAUAGAAUUACAUCCUGAUCCUACUGGGGAAAUCACCUAUCCAUUGAAGGCGUUGAAAUUUGGAAGUGUGCAGCAUCUUGGUCUCCAUAUUAGGAAGAAUUUUGGCGGCGAAUGUACUCGAAUUCACUACAUUGGUCUAAGGGGCGAUUUCAUGCAGGCGAGGCGUCAGGAGAUUGUUAUAACAAAUUAUGAGAUCACACCCAAUGUCGCGGAUCACAAACUUGAUAUGAUGAAAACUUCAAGUCAUUUGAUUGAAUAA
Molecule: messenger RNA, 612 nt
Organism: Echinococcus granulosus
Lineage: Eukaryota; Metazoa; Platyhelminthes; Cestoda; Cyclophyllidea; Taeniidae
Exons: 3
Coding region: 1-612 (203 amino acids)
Cellular component (GO): nucleus
Source: RefSeq, a predicted model, not a curated record